Crotalus tigris (Tiger rattlesnake) is the source of this 2868-nucleotide messenger RNA. RefSeq names its product ferredoxin-fold anticodon binding domain containing 1 (gene FDXACB1). The transcript is spliced from 6 exons. Gene Ontology annotation, molecular function: rRNA (uridine-N3-)-methyltransferase activity. Gene Ontology annotation, cellular component: cytoplasm. Lineage: Eukaryota; Metazoa; Chordata; Lepidosauria; Squamata; Viperidae. Gene Ontology annotation, biological process: rRNA base methylation. Bases 914 to 2734 code for a protein of 606 amino acids. The record is from RefSeq and is a predicted model, not a curated record.
UCGACCGCGCUUCGGAGCCCCCGUGGAAGCGGGCCGGCUGGGAAAGAGGAGGAGGAAGCGGAAGCGGAAGCGAGUGGGGAAAUUCCGGAUAGUCUUGCAAUAUUUUUAUCCUUUUUUCCGCCCUCCUUUCCGUGAAUUUGUUUUGUAAAAGGGUUGGCCAGAAGGGAAUUUGGAAGGGGGGGGGAUAAAAAUGGAUUAGCUGCCAUUUACGCCCCCUUCUAGGUGUGACGCUCCUCUAGUCUUGCCGCACCCAUCAUCCCCAGCGAGGGGGGGGUCUGUCCUUUUCUUUCCUCUCCCAAAGAAUCAAGAAUGUAAUAGUGAAAAGAAUGUUAAUAUAAUAAUUUGCAAUAGCAUAAUAUAACAUUGGCCCCUGGGGUGUGCUUUGAAAGAAAGCAGCGGAAUUAAAUCAUAGGCUCCCAGGGCUGGAAGGGACCUAGGAGGUCACCUAGUCCAACCCCCUGUUCAAGGCGGAAGGCCUCAUCCUCAUAAAUAAUUGUCCAAUUUUUUUCUUGAAAACCUCCAGCGAUGAAGCGACCACAACUCUGGGAGGCAAAACUGUUCCAUUGAUUAAUUGUUCUUGCUCUCAGGAAAUUCCUCAUUUCCAGCAUCCCUGGAGGUAGUCUUGGCAGAGACCCAAGAUGUUUCACAUCCAGGAGGAGCCCUUCCUGCAACUUUUGGGGCACAGCUCCCCAGCUUGCUUGCUGUGAGCCAUGCUGGCUGACCAUGAGUGAUGCUUGGUUGCUUCUCUGCUAUAGAAUGAGGGAUUUGAUGAAUUUCGGAGCUUGCAUCUCCUUGUUUCCUCUUUCAAAAAUGAUUCAGGUGAUUACCUCAGGAGCAACAGACUAAAGGAGCAGAGUCCCCUGAAGUCUUCUACAAUCCAGACUCUGGCUGUUGACAGUGACCAUUUGUCUCCAUGCAGCAUCAACAAGCACAUUUCCUACUGGUUGGGGAAGGAAACUUUUCCUUCUCGGUCCAUUUGUACAAAGAAAGAGGCUGUGAUACUCAUAUUAUUGCAACCUGCUAUGGUAGUGAAGAGUCUGUAUCUGAACAAGCUUUCACUAAAUCCAAUGUACAAUUUCUGAGAGACAAAGGUGCUGAAAUCUACUUUUCUGUCAACUGCACAAAACUGAAGGAAUACUUCUUGCCAGCUAUGAGGAAUUUUGACCGUAUUUAUUUUAAUUUCCCCCAUUGUGGAAAAAAGGCUGGAAUAAAAAAGAACAGGGAACUUCUUGCUAAGUUUUUCUGCAGCUGUGCAGAUGUUUUGGCAGAGAAAGGAGACAUCCAUGUGGCACUUUGCAGAGGACAAGGAGGAACCCUUGCAGACCAGCCAGUGCGUGAGUGGCACAACAGCUGGCAAGUUGUGGCGAUGGCAGCAGAAGCAGGAUUUAUCUUGAGUGGCAUUGAGCCAUUUAAUAUCAAAGACGUUGGUGGAUAUAAAUGUACCGGCUACAGGAAUCAGGAUAAAUCUUUCCACAUGGAAGGCGCUGUGAAUCACGUAUUCACCCGGAGUGUGCCAUUUUUGCAUUCUCAACCUUUGAUUUGCAAAGCGGAGCUGGAAGGCAAACUCAUGUCCUGCGAAAUUCCACAGAUAUUCCUAGAUAAGAUAAAGAGGAACUACUUAGAUAUUAAUUCAAAGCAUCCUGUGAGAACUAUAAAUGAAAAACUAAUUGACCACCUCGGCAGAUCCUUCACAGUUCAGAAGGUGAAUUCUUCAUUUCCCUUGGUAUUCAAAGACCGUUCUGCUUCUCCUUCAUCAGAUGCCUUUUGGAUGGUUCCUGUUGCCAAAAAUCACCCCGAAAUUAAAUCUGUGGCUUCUAAAAGUGACACAGGAACUGAUGAGGAUGAUGAUUUGAGUUGGACCUUGGGACAAUAUUACCUUCGACCUUCCCUGUUGGUUUUUCUCCAUUCUAUUAUAAAGCAGAGAGACUUUUCUCCUCAGACUUUGUUGGCCCUCAGUGGACUGGCUUUUAGAAAAUGUAAAAUUUCUGUUCAUGAUCCUCCUAUUUUUCACGAGGCCAUCUUCGUCUGUGCAGUUAAGGAAGAUGUAGAAGAUGCACAGCUCCUGACUGAAAGUCUCGUAGAUACAUUAAACUCUUUACUCCGAUCAUCGGAUGUUAAGUUGGACUCUCUGAACCAAGAGCCAGAAAACAGUCAACAGAAUACUUUUCUAUCUUCUUCAGAACCAUUUCUACACAACCCAAAAUACGCUGUGACCGUAAGCUGCCAGGAUUUUUAUUCUGGCCCAAAGGAGUUUCAUGUCGGGACAAUAAGUACCAUUCCGUGGCAACUUUCAAGCCUUAAUCAAAACAUUGUUUGCAUUUCUUUGAACCUCGAUCUUCUGGCGAUGUGCGUAUGUGGCAUUUCUGACUGGCGGAUGCUCUGGACUUCGGACGAGCGUUUUGCAAACCAGUUUUUGGGGGGCCAUUUAGGCGUUUUCCAGAACUUUUCCCUCUACCCACCAUCCUACGUGCACGACAUCAGCUUCUGGGUUCCAGAUGCAGAAACAUUCCAUGAAAUCCAGUUCCAUAUCAUCGCCAGGCGUGUGUCUCUGGACACAGUUGUGUCUAUCCAGCUGCUUGACCGUUUUCAGUACCCGGGGGCGACACAGACCAGCCUCUGCUACAGACUCACUUACCAGUCUUGCGACAAAGCGCUCGGUGGCCCCCAGGCGGCUGCCAUGCAGAUGGAGCUUAGGGAAGAACUGCAGCGUUGCCUCCGGGUGGUUGUUAGGUAGGAGGACCUGCUUGGCAGGGUCGGUGUUGGCAAGAGGAGGAGGGAGAGGAGUUGUAUGUGAUCGCCGCCUUGAGUUAUUUAUAAAAAAAACAAAGCUGGAAUUUAAAUAAAAUAAAGGACAAAAAUUUUCCCGAA